This is a messenger RNA of Anopheles moucheti, 13864 nucleotides long. RefSeq lists its product as uncharacterized. Gene Ontology annotation, cellular component: nucleus. NCBI's taxonomy places the organism in Eukaryota, Metazoa, Arthropoda, Insecta, Diptera, Culicidae. Gene Ontology annotation, biological process: negative regulation of transcription by RNA polymerase II. The transcript is spliced from 4 exons. Bases 1 to 11862 code for a protein of 3953 amino acids. The record is from RefSeq and is a predicted model, not a curated record. Gene Ontology annotation, molecular function: transcription corepressor activity; protein binding.
AUGGAGUCAUCAAAGGUAGCCACUGUACCGCCAACUACAACGGUAGCUAAUGCGUCAGGAACGACCACUACUACCACAGGCACUCCGCCAGCGACUGUUAGUUCGGACGAGACAGUAACUCCUGUGACCUCCACACCGGAGCAUGAUAAAGUAAUUCCCACCGCGGUAACGACCGAUUGUACCGCAGCAGACGAUACAGAGCCAAAAAUCGAACAAGUGACCCCGGCGGAUAUGGAACCACAAAGUCCGCCAAAUCCGGUGGACAUGCAGGAGCUUGUUGAUCCGCUGGCAGUGUCAGAAGAGACACCAGAAAUUAGUACAACUUCCAACGAACCGGAGCAACCGUUGGAAGGGCUGGCGAGUACGAUAAAAGGUACCGAACCAACAGUAGAGGAAGAUUCGUUGGCAGGUGCUUCGAACAGUGAGGCAACGUCUGAACAAGUUCUAAAACCGACCACAUCCGCUCAACCUGCGGUUGCAAAUGAUGACAGCAAGCCUGUGGAUAAAUCUGCGGAAGUUUCCGAGUCUACUCCAACGUCGACAUCUUCGCCUAGUGGAAAUCCUUCCAUGGACAGCAGCAGUACUGUUGAGGAAACGAAAGGUUCGAAUAGAGUUUCCCCUGCAAGAACGCCUCCGCCAGUGGUGGAGUCUUCCACAGCCUCUCCGGAAAAGUCUGUCACAGUUGCUGCUGAUGAUUCUUCUGCUCCAUUGGAUGGACCUAUACAAAUAACGACAUCCACGGUGGAUAGUAGCAGUAGUGGUGAUAAAACUGAAGACAAAAUUGUUGAAACCGUCGAAGGGUCUAGCAGUAAUAGUAGUGAUAAUGUAAAUAGUAUUAAUAAUGACUGCAGCAGUAGUAGUAGCAUUCGGCACAGCAAAGAGGCAGAAUCUCACAUGCCUGCGAGAGAAAAUGGAUCCACGAGUCUCAACCCGAAUACGACAACAACGGAUCCGAGUGAUCGAACGCGAUCACUAUCUACUGAGGUCGUUCCGCCGUUGACGGUCGAGGUGGCUAUGAAUGCUGUGAUAGAGAAGGAGACAUCGGCAAGUAGUGUGGACUCAACCCCGAGUGGACCUGUGAUAUUGCGACAGGAAGCCGACAAAGACGAGAAACAACCGCCGGAAUCGUUAACACGACCGGAUGAAUCCCAGGAAAGGCUUGACGAAAACAAGGCUCUAGAAAACCAUGCUGAAACGAAUGAUGCAAUCUUAAACCGGCCAAAUAGAGAGAGUGGUUGUGAUCCUCCCGUCGAUCAAAGGAGUAAUGAAACGUUAUCUGUUGAAAGCAGCGCAAAUAAAGUGAACGGACAAGAGAAACGUGAAGCGAACUUACUUGAACAUCGCGAAUCUUCAGCGGUUCCACCGGAACCCGAUCCAGGCCCACCUGUUGAAGAACAGUUUCGCCUGGUUGAUUCCAAAAGUGCUGAAAGUUGUAAAAAUCUGAAAGAGAAUGAUACAACCAAAAGUGUCACUUCGGGGGAGGCUCAGUACAAUACGGUGCAAACCACAAAAAACAUGGAAGCUGAGUCAUCACAAAACGAGAUGAUUAACGGAAGCAACAAUAGUCGAACGAUGAACACCCUUAGCACUGGACUUGCUAGUCGAAGUGAUUAUCAUCAGCAGCAACAAACGCCUCCAGUUUCGGCUCGAAAUCCACUGCAGUUCACGGAGGUAGCUAACGACGAGGUUGAGCUAAAAGUAGACGGUGGUCAUCUGCUGGAUCGUGUCAUUAAGCUGUCGCUCUUAAAGGGACUGCAAGACAGUGGAAAACGAUUGGCAAAGAGUAGUCUGAUUAUUUCCGGAGCCGGCGCUAGCAUCGGCGAGGGUGGAAAUAGCGAGGCGACACUAGCAACAACUUCCUCGCUGAGCAAAGCAAAGAGUGCGGCUGCAGGGUUGCGGUUGAUGGAGGAACAUAAAACCACGCCACCCGCUUUAGUGGCCAAUGGGGGUGUAUCAGGAAAUGUCGAGGGAGCUCAGGUUGCUGUUACGGAAAUAGCGAGCAGUACGAAGGAGAUAGCAGACUCUCCAAAUUGUCCAACUGUGCAGAGUGGAGGAAGAAUUCGCCACUCAAGUGAUACUACAGUAAGCAGUAGUCCCUCUGGGGAAUUGGAUGCAGGAGUUCGUAGCAGUAGCAACAGUUCGUUAGAUUUUCGAGAGGAGGAAAGGUCACCAACGGUACAGGUUCAGGAAACUGCCUCGCCUGUUUCUAGCUUAGAGGCGUCGUCAAGCCGGAGCUGUUCCGCACGGGAACCAGUAGCCGCUGUAGUACCGCACAAUAAUGAGCAUCUACCCAUGAAAGCGCGCAAACCGCAGUACUACGCUAGUAUUCCUGAUUUUUCGAAGCAACAAUUUUCCUCGGCUGCACCCUUGCCUACCGUGUCAACCUCGACGACAACGGCCGCGAAAAGUCUCGCUCAGUUACACAUGAAAACGCCUGAUUUUAGUCGUCUAGUGUGUGAUACUGUACCGUCCAGUCAAACGUCGCCGUCCUCCACGACGACGAAUUCUGCACUGUCUACCAUCACUUCUACGAACACGCGGACAACGAGUGAGCUUAAAAUCUCAAACCCGGACUUCACGAAAGGGUUUGCCACACAAAAUUCACACUAUAGUUCGGUGCAAGGCAACAAUCAACAUGCUCACGAUCAGCAGCAACCAGAAAAUCCAGCCAGCAGCUCUCCGUACGUUACGCAGGACACGUUUAGUAAGCUCAUAAAGGAGCGAAACUACAUUGCGGAUUUGCAGUUAAAGAACCCUCCUCCGACGCAAAAUCAAGGCUCAUCUGAUGCGCCAACGGUUGUCAAAGGCGCUGGAUUACAAAACGAUUAUCCGCCUUCGAGGGUAGUUGUGGUAGACACCACAUCAACGACGUCUGGAGGUCCUGCAACUUAUGGACAUGGUGCUUCCACUCCUAUCAAUCAGUACCGUAGAACUUCGUCAAUUGAGAACGGAAUGGAACCGGAACCGAAGGCUCAUGUGAUACACAAGAAUGCAGAAAGUUCUUCAGCACAACCACCGCCGGCCUCGCAACCCGUCGGGGUAUAUCAUGCACCGAAAACUUGGAAUCCUCCCGAGUUUAGUAGUAAACACUUUACUCAAAGUUCCGCUAGCAAUAGUCGACCUGGGGGUACCAACGGAGCUGGACCAUCCUCUACAUCCCCUUCAUCCCGCGAUCCUUCUCCUGCGCCGUCGUCUUCCUCACCGCAUCAACCAUCGUACGGACAGCAUCCUGGUGGGUUAGUUAACUAUACCGGCAAAUCCCCCCAUGCUGUACCAACGUCAGUUGCCGGAACGGAGAGAAUCAUCGUAAAUAAUGUGCGAACCUAUUAUCCUGAGGCUUCUGUCCCGCCUGCAUCUGCAUCGCUGCCACAUUCCGGAACGGUUUCCCAGACUCCCGCGUCGUACCCUUCGUUGCCGAAAGUGAAGGAUCCUGAGUUUCGCUUGGAUCAAAAUAGAGAGCAGCUGUUACUGCAGGAGGGUACUAUCGUGACGGUUAAACAAGCUCAUUCAAAUCACUCAACAGGCAGGGGUCAGCUUCCUCCUCCAACUACAACCAGAUCACCGUCCGCUGAGAGGCGCGAGGCACAGAUGAUGCAAAAUUCGCAAGAUAUCUUAUAUCGCGAUUAUAAGCAACAUAAAAAGCCAACUAGUUCCGUAGGACCGGUCACUAGCAAUAGCCGUCCAGCAGGACCCUCGCAGAGUCCAAUAGAUCGUCGAUCGCCGUACGAUCCAGCUGCGUACUAUGCACAAACAAUGAACCAUCACCGACCUCCUGUAAUUCCUCCUCAAGGUGGAGGGUUGAUGCAUCCACCUCCGCCAAACUGGCCCGGACCAGGGCAACACCUUCCAUCACACCAAAUGCUGAGGGGGGCAGUUGGACCAGGUGCACGCACCAGUCCACCGGGCAACGGAGCUAGUCCGGUGUCAUCUCCUGCACCGCCACCGAACAGUCAGCACCAUUAUCACCAUCCUCCCCAUCCUCAUCAAGCUCCUUAUUAUGGGCAGUACAAAAAUGCUCCCAGUCCCGCAUCGGGUUCGACGUACGGAACUAACUCUUCCCCUGCUCAGCCGCAAGGAACUGGUGGUAAAUAUCCACCCCAACAGCCUUACCCUAGUGGAACUGGUGCUUCAGAUCGAAGACAUGAAGUAUUAGAGCGUGGCGUAGGCUCAGGUAACUACAAAGGAUUGGACUACAAUAUGGAGCAAAAGUUUGCGGAAGUUUAUCAAGCCCAUCAAGCGAAGGAAAAGCAGGCAGCUGCAGAAGCAGCAGCAUCCAGCUCUGUUAGGCAUGGGUCUCGCCCAGUACCUGGUACUGCUAGUGGUAGUCCAGGUAUUUCAUCAACACCCGGGACAUCAUCGAAGGGACCGGCUCCUUAUAGUUCGGCGGGAUAUGAGCAGUACCAUCCGUACUACCAACACUCGCAAGCGACACCUUCUCCAACGUCCACGCCAUCACCAGUGCCUUCUCCACACCAUAGAAAGUAUAGUGGUCCACCAUCGAGAGACCCUUCGCCACUGGGACAGCAACCACAGCAACAACAUCUACAUAAUCGGUAUGGAUCAAGCGAAACUUCGUACCACUUAGCUUCUGGAGGUCCUUCAGCGAUGUACGCGCAUCCCGUCGCUCCAAAACCAAACGAGCAAGGAACCUCACAACAACCCAUGCCCCCUGCGUCAUACUAUCAAAAUCAGCCGUCGUCGUCAUCGUCGUCCUAUUCCAGUGCAACUGCUACGUACUCAAGCCGUCCGCAUAACUCACACGGAGCUGUUAUGAGCCCCCAUCAUGCUAAUCCAGCACAACAGUCUGUGAUAAGCGGUAAUCCGUAUGAUCGGUAUGUUCAUCCAUAUGCUACCAGUGGAUCGUCCCAACCCGUUCCUGGGGGACAACAGCAACAACAAACACACCACUCGAAAUCAUCACUUCCGUACCCCGCAGCAGGUAGACUCCAAGGACCUCCGCCUUUGCAACCAACUCCAGUUCCGGUGGUUGUUCAAUCGCCAGUAAUCCAUCCUCCGCUAACGGGAAGCAAAAACAUACCUGUCCGAGUUAUCGCUACAGCACCACCGGCAGCUGCUUCCUCUACGAAUGCUGCAUCUCUACCUACUACCGUGCCUCCAGUACAACCACAAGGAACGCCUCGAUCCUUGGCACAGUCCAAUGCAUCUUCUUCAUCUGUUGUUGUAGCUUCGUCGCAGCCAGUGUUGGCGUCAGCAGGAGAGGAAAAUGGUAGUCAGCGUGAGAUGAACACUGUUGCAGCAACGACGCCAGUAAUUAUCGCUCCUGCCAAACGAGAAUCUCCUCUUGAUCUUUCCGUCAAAACCGUCAAAACGAAGGCCGAUUCAACCGGUUGUGAUGAUUACACUAUGAGUGCUAGUAACAGUAGUAUCAGCAGCAGUAGCAGCAGCAGUAGUAAUGGUGGAAGUGGUCGACCCCGCGAAGUGGUGCCAAAAGUGGACUUUAGUCCAAACUUUCAGAAACACAUUCCCCCGAGAAAUCCUGGCUCCAGUGGUGCAUCUGGCGUUAACCCACCAGCAGCAGAUGUCAGACAGCCGGAACCACAAAAUCAACCGAUACCUUCGCCAACGCGCCACGUUUCUGUCAUCAGUCCUGCAAUACCUCCCGGGUACGAUAAGAAAACGGACGCUUACAUGUCGGCGAACUACCGUGCGGUUGGUGGACCCUUGGUAUCACCGGCAUAUCAGUACCCUGGUGCUUCAACGCGGUUAGGGCCAGGCCCAGUAGGAGGAGGUUAUGACGGUUCGCCGGCAACAGCACCGGCUUCAUCGUCUUCAAUGGGUUCGGCAAGUAGCAAAAGCGUAUACUAUCCGCCUACGGGACUAGAAUAUGGACGUCCCGCUGGUAAAUCUGGUUCGGGAAGCAUUGUAACUGGGCAAGCAGCAACGGCACCCGGAGCAACGAACGCACGUUCCAACUCAUCCUCUCAGGGCACACCGUCGACUGGACACUCUUCACACUCGCAAGCUGUCAGCGCUCAACCGCGUCUAGACGAUCCCCGCAUCGAGGAUCGCAAGUUUGUAGAAAGCAUGUUAAAGAAGAAAACGUCACCCUCUUCAGAUGUAAUGGCCGACCUUCAAGCUGGAAAGUUUCCGACGCGUAUUCCACAGAAUAUGGUUCCGAAAAAGCGAGCUGCAGCGGCCGCAGCAGCAGUAGCUGCAGCUGAAGCAGCCAUGACAAAGGUACCCGUCAUUCAACCCGGCGUAUCUUCUCCAACAGUUCCAACACCGGCAAAGGUGGCCAAAUAUGAAGAUCCUACAGCAACCCGUGGCCAAGGAGGACCAGCGCAAGUACCACUACAAGGACAUCCUCAAAUGUCUCCUCAAGGAGCACCGAUAUUGGAUGGACGGUACCCAAACCAUUCCCAAGGACCACCUCCACGAGAAGCAGCGUAUGCAAACUACGCUCAUGGUGCAAGUCAAGCGGGCAUUCAUUAUACAAGCUCCAGCAAACGUGCAUCAACCCCCGAGAUGCCCAAUGGUCCGACUGUACACCCAUCCGUGAUAACAACCAACUAUCAUCAUCAUCCGCCAGCCGUGUUACAGCAGCAGUAUGCCACAGAUGCUCGGUACUAUCAACACCAUCCUUCCGCUCCAGUAAAAUCUCGAGAUGAUCACAUAAUUCCCGUGUACCAUCAACCUCAUUUAAGAGGUGGCAAUGCGGUAUCGUACGCGCCACAUACGUAUGGAUAUUCGAAAGACGAACCUAAUGUUCAUUCACCAUACCCUCAGCACCAUUCGGAAUCGAUGAUGUAUCAAAAGGUGCCUCCCGGAGCACCGCCAUUUCGUUAUGGCGAUUCUUUGAAAGCACCUCCAGAGCAUACGACCGUACAUCAUAUGCAGUCUCAUAUUCACUACACGGGUGGUAAUGUAGGAGCUGUCCCAAAAGUUGGUCUAGGAGCUUCUCAUCAAUAUCAACAUCAACAACAUCCUCAGUCGCAGAAUCACUCUCCACAAUCGGCGGCCGAAACGAUGGCAGUCUCUCAAUAUUCUGCAAACGUUCAUCCUAACUACGGACCACCACAACAUCAUCGUGGAGCGGAUCAGUCGGUGAUUUCGAAGCUGCGAACUAGUCUCGAACUUAAGGAGUACGAAAAGCAACGUAUCAAUCAACUUCGUAAGCAGCCGGGUAUGGAACUAGGCGAUGAAGACCGCGUCCAGAAAGCAGCCAUGCCACCUGCAUCUCCAGUGGCGACUAGUAUUAUGCCUUCGCUGCAUGAUGCUCCCUCACCGUCGUCGCGCUUUCGUACUAAGGGUGAGCUCAAAGGGUAUACCCCACUACCGAUUCCAAGUGUGGUCACCAAACCGCACCGGUCCAUCAAUGAAUCUCCUCCACUGUCCUUAAAACGAGAAGAACGUGCCGGUGAAGAGGCCAAAGCAGACGAUGAAGAAACGAAGCAAUCAAUUGUUCCACCGCUCGAUAUGGAUGGAGCGUCGGCGCUGGAUAUAUUGGACUGGGGCAGCACCUGCAAUGAAUUCGUCGAACAAUUGCAGACGGGUAAAAAGCGUGGACGACGGAAACGAACGGCAGCAGUUACGUUAACAGCCGCUGGAUCGGUUGGCGGUCGCAGUUGGCCUGCAAUCGAUUCGAUCGAAACGACUAUUCCGGUGGCCGAUGGUUCUACGACCGAUUUGUCGGCCAUUCCGAAGGAAGUGCUCAAUUCCGCUCGUUCACCGCAUCGUCUGAAAGGAGCUCGGGAUGGAAGCGAAAGCUCGAGCGACGAAGACAAGCCACUGCUGCUACUUCGCCAACAGUCCCAGCAACAGCAAAAAGAUCAUGAGCAGGGACAGGUGGAUGGCAAAGCGCACGUUGAAAUGGUUCAAACGGAGAAGGCGGCGCGUAACCAUCGCGAAAAGCAAAGGCUCGAAUUGCAGCAGAAGCACGAAGCUAAACUGGGCCGUUCAAGUAGCACAGACAGUGAAACGGCACGGGUUGCAUCGGCUGCUGCGCAGCGCGCGAAAGCACGCGUUCGUAAGCUACGUCAUCGGUCGAGCGUCGUACCGGCCCUGUCGCUUAAGUCUUCCGAUGGUGAUGGUGACGUGACAGCGGACGGUGGCGAGGAUGAAGGUGGUAAGCAGGCGCAGAAGCGUGUGCCACAUUCGUUAGCGAACAGUGCGAAACGGAAGCGUAUCCGAGGGCCAGCUUCACGGUCGUCUUCUGCGUCGUCCUCGUCAUCUUCCGAAAGUAAUGCACCGGCGCUAAAAAAGCCCGAGAAUGAGAUGCCAAGAAAACGUGGCCGCCCAAAGGGCACGGGAGCUGGUGUUAAGCGUGGCCAACAAUCGACCCACAGCCGAUGUCAAACGGGUACGAUCAAGCAGGAACCGAAUGAAAACAGUGAUCUCAGUUCGGAUGAAGAAUCUCGCGCGAUACGUACACCGCAUAAGAAUGGAUCUGGCACAGCCGGCAAUAGUGACUCCGCUAAGAAGCGUGAAGGAGGAGCAGCCGUCAGUAAUACGGGGGGAUCUUCCGGAAGUGGCAAUGGCGCGGGAGGCAAAGCACAGCAUGGAAGUAAGGUGAACGAAGGAUCAACGUGCAACGAUGAGCAGAAGGACAAGAUCACCUCCGUUGGGGCUAAGAAAAAGCUCACGAAAGCACGCACCAACUCACGCUCGAAGGCAGAUUCGUCAUCGGCUUCGUCAUCAGCCAGUACGUCAUCGUCUGAAGAGGAAGAGGAGGAAGCGGAAGAGACUAUGACUCGCUCACGCAGCAAACGGGAAGCUGAACGUCGAAGAUCGAACAGUAAAGUGCUGCGCAACGAUAAGAUCGUAGAGAAUUGCCCGAAUCCGUCCCAAAGUCAACGUGUCAACGCUCGAAACCGUGCUGACAGCGAACGGACACCAACGAAGAAGACCAAAGCGCGCAAACUAGCGAUAGGCGAACCAACGCCUAAACGAUCGAAGUCGCGAGUGGUAGAUUCGGAUUCGGAUGGUUCGAAAGCGGGAGUUGGUAACGCUGUUCCUCGUAAACGUACACGGCAGGCUUCAAAAAACGCGCCAAAUUCGUCGGCUGGUUCAGGCGAGUCGGCGGACAGUUCGAGUGAGAAUGACGGCCGGAUGGAUCUGUCCGAGCGUUUGCGCUCUCGCAAAGUCGCCAAACGAGCGACGGAUGAGCCAGGUCGAAAGCAACCCACUUCAACUUCCAUGAAAAGUGGCUCCCGUCGAGAAAGUACUACCUCGGCGAAAGGGAGUGAAUCAUCCAGCAAGAAGAAGGGAAACAGUGCUGGUCCAUCCUCCACCUCUGCAUUGGCCGGAGUGAAGAAAUCCUUAAAAGAGUUGAAUCAGACGGAACCGCCGGACCAUUUUUAUCCCGGCUGGGAAAAGGAGCUGUACGAAUAUAAGCGAUCGCUCAAGGUACCGCCCGAGUUGAUCACGAUCGAUGGUGGGCUAUACAUGCACCGGAUUUCGACUUCGCUUCCGGAUCUGGAUUCUCCGCAUCACAGUGAUGGUUCGGAAACGUUCACGGAGAUCAGAAAGAAACUUAACCAGCGCGAGGUUGGAUCAGUACCACCGAAACGAUUCAAAACGAAGGCUGCGGCCAAGCAACAGCAGCAGCAACCCCAGCCCGGAACGUCCUCUUCGUCAGGCACUGUGAUCGUGAAGGAGGAGGAACAUAACCGACAGGAGCGCAAGAAGAUUGACGACGAUAAAAAGUUCAGAUCGAUCAUAGAACUACUGCAUCGUCGGUGCAUUGCGGCUCAGGGAGCAAAACCUAUGCCAACAUCUAGCAGUAGUCGAGGAAAGGGAGCGAAAAGUGCAUCAAAGGGCACCAGCAGCAGUACGGUCAACAAUGAGGCAGCUAAACCCAAGCAAGAGUUCGAACUGUUACCGACACCGGGUGCCGAAUCGGAGUCACUCUUCAGCAAGAACAGCAAGAAGAAAAAAUCUCUCUUUGAUACGGCCAUCUUGAAGUCACGCACGCGCACCGAACAAAAAGCGAUGCAGAGCAAAGAGAUGAUACGGGAAGUGUUUGGAGGGGAUGAUGAGCGUCCUCAAUCUGCACCGCCGCUAAGCUGUGGGACGGCCAAAGCUCCACUGUUCGAGGAGGGACUACAGAAUGUGACAUUCGACGAAAGGUACAAUGAAUUGAUGCGUAACCACGAUCGGAUCGUCGAUGAGCUAGAUGGUGGAGCUGCGGCGGCAGCCGUCAAGCAGGAACCUCUCGAAGAUGAAGACGACGAAGAAGAGGAGGAAGCGGAAGACGAGGAGGAGGAUGAUGACACGCAAGAUGGGAGUGUACGGAUGAAAGAUUCCGAGCGUGAUACCCCAUCGAUUGCUUCCGAGAGAGGCGAACGUGAUCUUCCCGGUACGCCUCUGUCCUUUCACGGUGGAGCGGCGAUCCUGAACGCGAAUGUGUCCGCAUCGACCAGUGGCCAGCUGACCGUACCAGCCGCACCCAAGAAGCGUGGCCGUGGUCAUCGCACAUCACGACGCAAGGGUAGUUCGGGGUUUGACUACAUUCGUAAGAAGAAGAAACCCUCGCAACAGCAACAUCAUGGCAGCCAUCAACAUCAGCACGGGGCGUCAGGUGGCAAUGGUCUGAAUUGUGCGAUAGGUGUUCGAAAGGUGACGGCAUUCGAGAACAUGGAGGGAAAGGAUGAGACCCACAUCAGUAAGGAGAUCCGUAGCUGGGUGCUGAACAAAGGUGUUGGUGAGAGCGUCAUGCAUAAGGCGGCUCGCUUGGGCUAUACGGACGUCAUCGUGUACUGCCUGGAACGGUUGGACAUGGAUCCAGACCUGAAGGAUAACGCUGGUUAUACGCCACUGCAUGAAGCGUGUGCCAAAGGACAUCUGGAUAUUGCCAACUACCUGCUUCAGUAUGGAGCCAGUCACUCGGAACCUGCACCGUCUGGGAUGCGCCCACUACACGAGGCAGUAGAGAACUCGUUCUUAGAGAUCGUCCGGCUGCUGCUGGCGUUCGGUGCCGAUCCUAUGUUGGCGACAUACGCUGGCAUGACACCGAUGCAGCUAUCGGAAAGCGAUGACAUGACGCGGUUCCUCGAGCACCACCUCAGCGAUGUGCAGAGUAUGGCGCCCAACAAGAUUGGUUGGAAGUUUGACGGACCUUGGAAGAUUCAUGAUCCAGAAGAAAGUGGUUGCAAUAUAUUCUCGGGCAUCCCGGGAUUCGAGGAAAGCGAUGGUCUAACAUCGCUGAAUUCCAGCGGUACCAGUAGUGGUGCGAUAUCGUCCGCCUCCAGCAAGCGAUGCGAUUCUAACUCGAACAUAAUGCACUACGAAGUGGGUGAAAGUGUUACUUCCAACUCGUCGGUUGGUACGUGCGAAUCGACACGUAAACGUAACGGCAUAUGCACUGAAAAUCCUCCGGUCGGGUUGAGAAACGGCAAAAUUAAGCGCGAACUUCCGAGCCAGGAAGUGCGUCCGGCGAAUGGAGUUGUUCCGCGUACGAUGCUAUUCAACGGCGGGGAUCGAACAGAUGCGGAACAGCAAGAUCUGGAUUUGCAUGACGCAGGUAGCGACGACGGCGAGGACGAUGAGGAGGUGAUCUUCGAGUAUGAGGAAGCAGAUCAGCACCAUUCAUUGCCACCAUUGUACGAGCUGAAGGAUGAGUACAACGAGCGCUGGAUUUUGAUGAAUGAUCUCUGCAGCUUUCUCAAGUACAAAUCGAAAGAAGCCGUGCUGAGACAGAUAUGUCCAAACAAUUCGGCCAACAGUCAUCGUGAACUGAUACGAGAGAUGAAGUUCGAAGAGUUUCUGACCCGGGCCAGCUGUUUGCAGCUGUUGUGUGCUGGGGAGAAGCUCAAGAUGACUUCUUCGAAGGUAGUGCUGGUGAAGUAUAACGACAGUGUCAAGAGCCUGCUGCAAGUACAGAGCUUCAUAACACGCAUCUAGACCACUAGGAAGCGGUCGAUGCACCGUAGGAAAAGUGAGGUCAUUUUCUGUGCAAGACUGACUGCGUUCAACACGGACACUAGUACUGAAUAAUCGCGAUAAGCAUCACGACCGGACUGUAGAGUUCCGCGCUACAGAAGAAUCAUCAUUAAAGCAGAACCUUCUAAUGGUUCGAUCACGCACCGUUCGAUAUCGAAAUAGUUUUAAGGGGUAGCUAUUUUAUUGUACAUCUUGUUAUAUUCUAUCUUAUUUUCCUUCUUUAUUAGUUUGUGUAGUCUUUAUUUCUUCUAUGUGUGUCUGUAUGUGUGUUGUGUGUGUGAUUGUGAAUAUAGAAAAUAUGUUUAGCAAAAUGGGAAAUGGAGCAGAUCGCAACUUUCCGGGAGGUGUAUUUAGCAAGAGCACAUGCGCUCGUUAGGAAGGAAGUUGCCUAAACCAUUGUGACUGGACGGUGGAUGAAGGCUAGUUGUAGCAACAAUUUUAGGUAGCAUCGCGAGUUUAGUUAGUAUGCACUAGAGACGAUAGCUAUGCGAUACAUACGUAUAGGAAUAUAUAUAUAUAUUUAUUCAACUAGCUAUCACGCUCAAAAAACGGUACACCCGUUACUCAUCGUUACUUGUAUACUCCUCGUUCCGUUUUGUUUUUGGGCUAAGCGUUCUGUUGCGUGUAGAAGCUGACGAUUGUAUAAUUUUAAACCGAUGUGCAAGCGUUUUAGUGUAGCUUAAUUAUGUUAGCUUUUGUUCAGUUUAUGUUUAUCUUGUUUGUAGUAUAAUUGUCCCUUAGACCCUGUAGUCUCGUUUGUUUGCGCAUUACGUUCGUUCGAGAUAUGUGUAACCGUGGUGUGUGUGGAGUAUGUUCUUUUUUAACCAAUUUCGUUGACUUAGAUAAAUGUUUGUUGCGUAUAAGGUACUAGACUUUCUUGUUGUUUGGUGGGAAGUAUGUUUUAUAGUGUGUUGAUGCUCAUCAGGAUGGAAAUUCUUCCAUAAAAUGACUCCAAAAACCAAUGGUGUAAAGCACGUGUGGCGUAGUUAACUCGGUACUCAAUCGAUUGAAGUAGGACAGUAGAUGAGAUACUCGAAUAUAAUCGCGUUGUGUUGUGUUGAGAGAGCAAAGGCAAGUGCAAAGUGAUGAACCGAAACGUAGAAGGGAAACACAUUGACUGAUUGUGUACUAUUACACUUUGUAACAAUAGUAGCGAACGCGAGCCUAAAUUGAGGAUUAUGAAUGGUCGUGAGAUUAGGUAUUUGAAGGUGCCUAGCAAAACUAUCUAAAUGGUUCUAAACGAAAGUCAAGGCUAAUGAUAAGGAAAACGACAAUUUGAAGGUUUCAUAUGUGCAUGUGUGUGUCGAACACGAAGGGAUUGGAUGGCACCGCCGUGUGUUCACUGUGACCCGGUUAGGUUUGUUGAGUUUUUGAAUUUUUCAAGUGCAAUCAUAGAUUUGCAAAUUUUUAACACAAACGAACCCACACACAGAGCGAGAGAGAGAGAGAGAGAUACUGACGUGUAGCUAGCAAAGAAAAAGAGAGUUGGAAAACGGAAUCGGGAUGUCUUUUAGGCGAAAAGAAAAGAGUGAAGUGCAUUAAUGCAGCGUUACGUUUUAUAAAGAGGAAUGUUUCGUAAAAGUAUAUACAAUUAGAAGCAGAUUUGUCAUCUUUGCAACGGCGCACACGUGCGCGUGUAGGAGGGUGUAAAUCAGGGUGGCAAGCAAAACAUGUGAUGAUUUUCGAAACGAUAAAAGAAAAGUAAAACAAAAUGGAAAAGUUUACAAAUAAGAAACGAUGCGGAUGCUUGAUCGAAAGAAGUUGGCAGAAAGAAAGAUGGUAAUGGAUAGAGAAACAGAAUAAUAUUAUACAACAAUUAUUAUAUGUAAUGGUACUAUGUAAAACAUCGACAAAUUUGUACGUUUCGAGUGGAAUUCGAGAAUUGUGGCGACAAAGGUGGUGCAAUCAUGUGGGAGAAACAUUCAUAUGUUAAAAAGGAUAAUAAAAUGUACUCGUAACAAAU